AAUUCAAGCCGUUUAAAUGGAAGUGGACCACUAAAAGAGGAUCUGAACACCGCUGGUGUCACCAUAAAAAGGCCUUCUUCAGCUCCACCAACAGCUUGUAUUCGAAACUGGGCAAUUACCAGGCCUUCAACUACUGAUCCAUCAAAAACCCAGAAGAUUACUAUCAGUAUUCAUAACAAAUUGCCCGCACGUCAAACUGUAUCACAGCCUGACUGUCUUAGCAGUGCUGCGGAAGAUGAGGAUCCAAGCAAGCCUCUUCCUUCGUCCACAAUUACAAAUUCUUCUGCAGCAGCGUCUACCUCAAAUACAUCAACGGUGUCAGUUGCUAUUAACGUUUCCAGACAGGAAGUUCCAGAUGAAAUUUUUGUUGAGCCACCAGUGAAUGGAAAUCCUAAACUCAGCUCCAGUAACACAGACCCUUACAGUGCAGAAUAUUCAGGAAAAUCUGAGGAGUCGAAGGGCUUGUUUAAAAGGAAUUGCAACAUAGUCUCUUCUAAUGGACUUUUGAUGGGAAAGGUGGUCCAUACAUUGCAGAAUUCCCAUUCUUCCUGUCAGAAUGCUGAAGAAAGAUCCCAGCACGAGCUGCCAAAAAAUGAUUCGCUAAAUGGUGCUAUUAGUUUAGAUAAUGAAUCUAAAGAAAAUGGACCGAAACCUGAUAAUUCCACUUGCCAUGUCCAAGCUGUUAAACCUUCUGAGAUUCUCUUUCCUAAAACAAAUGGAUUGCUUGAAACAAUGCCUAUAGCUUUGUCGCCGGUUCCUCAAGAAAUAAUCUUAGAAUCUCUCACAUACAGCCAGGUGAACAGCUUGUCAAAGGAAAUAAGUGUCCCUGGACCUCAGAAAUUUUCUGAGAAUGAUGCUGUUAUGGAAACUGUAGUAAUGGAUGCACUGUCUGCCUGUGAAGAAUCCAGGAAGGUUCCUUCCAACUUUAGCUGUGAGGUUGAGAAUCUUUUUACGCAGUCAGAUUCUGAAGGCAUUUCUACAAAAGAAGAAGUUACUGAAAGUAUUAAAACAAAAGCUGAUAACGCGCACCCCAGUAUCAAUGGUCAGCACAAGGUCAGGAAAAAAUCCUUGGAGAAAUUCCUUGGGCAGUCUGAAGACAACAGUGACAAAGACAGACCGAGACAAUCAAAAGAACCUCAACUCAUCUCAAAAGAAAAUCCUUUAUUCAUCGAAGGAUCUCCUGUGAGUGAACAGAAAUUAAGACAAACUUCCUUAAUAAAGUCAAACAUUGAAUGUUGUUCUAAAAAGCUUGCAUCUCUAAAUAUUAGAGAUAAAUUGCAAGAUACAAAGGAGAUUUCUAAUAACUAUGUAGACAUGGCACCAGACUCUCCAGUUACAAAACUUGAUAAGGUUUUGCAGAAUCAACUUUCUAGAGAAAGUAAUAAAAAAUGGGAAGAUGACAAGUAUAGGAAAAAAGAUAAGAAAAAAAUAUACGAGACUAAAAAAACCGGCAAAGACCAGUACCGAAAGAAGAGGCAACACUCGGACACUGAAGAGGAGGAGAAGCAAACCAGAAACAAAGUAGAUGGUCAUUCCAAGAGGCGGCGUUGUCGCAGUGUGGAAACAAAUAGGCAAAACCGUCAUAAGGAAGAGUACUGCAGUGAAAACAAGUAUAGGUGUCCUCAUAAUGAAAGAAACACCCCAAACAGUGGCAAAAGCUCAGGAAAAUAUUCACGUUACAGAUCACGAAGUCGAGAAAGAAUGGAAGACAGGAACAGGUAUUAUAAUUUUAAAGGAGAGAGAACUUGGACCAGAGACAGAUUCUAUCAAGAAGAACCACGGAGGUGGGAGAAGUGCAGAUACUACACUGAUUAUUACUUGCAUUACAGAACAAGAGAUGAUAGAGAGAGGAAGUCAUCUCAUUGUGAUAAAGACUUUGACAAAUCAAAUCAAGGUUAUAGCAACAGGUCAUACAAGGAUUAUCGCUGCAAAAACAGAUGGCCUCAGAGCAUGCACUCUAGAGAGGAAGAUGUGUAUCAACCUAAUAGCCACAGAGCAAACUUCAAUCGUUGUUCCAUACCUCAGCAGCUAUCCGAAAAAUAUUAUCGUGAAAGGCAUGCACUUCCAUCCAUGUCAGCUUAUUCCAAUUUUGAGGAUUCAUCCCGGGAAAAUGAAAAACUAAGAAACGGGAAAAGAAAAUACACCCACUCUGACGGAAGCGGAAGCGAAAUAGAGAAGAAACGCCGAAAGAUAGAAGACCAAAGAGUGAAAAAAUAUAAGAAAGUCAAGAAGAAAAAGAAGUCCAAAGACAAACACCGAGAGAAGGAGUACAAACUUUAUGAUUCAGAUUUCUCUACGCUCCGCUUUAAUGACAAUCGU
Messenger RNA from Mesitornis unicolor (brown roatelo), 2319 nucleotides. Its product is annotated as ubiquitin carboxyl-terminal hydrolase 42-like. NCBI's taxonomy places the organism in Eukaryota, Metazoa, Chordata, Aves, Mesitornithiformes, Mesitornithidae. The annotation marks the transcript as partial. The transcript is spliced from 4 exons. The record is from RefSeq and is a predicted model, not a curated record.